Coffea eugenioides is the source of this 822-nucleotide messenger RNA. RefSeq names its product thionin-like protein 2. The transcript has 2 exons. Bases 200 to 556 code for a protein of 118 amino acids. NCBI's taxonomy places the organism in Eukaryota, Viridiplantae, Streptophyta, Magnoliopsida, Gentianales, Rubiaceae. The record is from RefSeq and is a predicted model, not a curated record.
CAGCUUGCAGUACUGACAAUGUUUCAAAAGGGGAAAUUCCUUGUCACGGUACUAAUGAAACGGGUUCAUGCAUGGAGCAGUAUGGACGCACGGGCUAUAUAAACCCCCAUUCAGAUUUCAGACACCACCCGAACUGCAAUAGAUGUAGAGUUGAACAGAAUUCUAUAGGCCAAAGAUAUCUUUUUUGAACAGUGAGAAAAUGGAGGCCAGGAAGAAGAGGGCACUUGUUGUGAUGGUUGUGGUUCUGGGGUUGCUUGUGGGGCAGUCUGCUGCUUCUUUCAAGGACUGCUAUGCCAAAUGCUUUAUUUUCUGCAUGAUUGAGCCUUCUCAGACUCUUUGUUCCUGCUCCACCCACUGCUUGAAAGAUUGCAUCUUUCCGGAAUCCCAGAAUGAUCUUCGUGAGGAUCAAAAAGAUAACGUCAACUUCUGCAAGCUUGGCUGUGCCGUCUCCAUUUGCUCAAGCAUAAGCUCAAAAGGCAAACCAAAUGGAGAUAAAAUGGAUGACUGCGUCGGUUCCUGCUCGAAGACUUGCACCAAGAGUUGGUCAUUACCUUAGCUUAAUCUUGCAGCCUUUAAUAUCUACCUUAUUGGGGUCAUAACUCAUAAGUCGUCACUCAUUACUACCAUUAGAACUUCUCUCUCUCUCUCUUCUAUCAUAUUGGGAUUAUUCUCCUCGAAUUUACACCAGGGACGCUUACGUAAUUAGUAGAUUAGGAACUAGUUUCUUUCUCUCUGUAAUCAUGCAAUUUAUGAGCUUGGCCUUUUAUUGUCCGAAAGUCAAGUUUAAAGGAGAUAGUCUGAAAGGUUCAGCAGGUUUUUCAA